Messenger RNA from Petromyzon marinus (sea lamprey), 6561 nucleotides. NCBI's taxonomy places the organism in Eukaryota, Metazoa, Chordata, Hyperoartia, Petromyzontiformes, Petromyzontidae. The record is from RefSeq and is a predicted model, not a curated record.
AGUUACUUUUGCUACUUGGAUAAUCCGGCACUUGGGCGACUCCACCUGCAGUUGCAGGGCUGCGCCUCUACCCUAUACGCACGCGGGUGGCGUCGAUCCCGCUCGGUUGCUCUUGACGCCGCGAUGCCGACGAAGAUGCCGCUGACGACGGCGAUGUUGGUGGCGGCGAUGUUGGUGGCGGCUCCUGCUGCUAUUGCCGCCUCGGGGUCUCUGGACGUCGAGGGAGAGCUGCCACUCAGCGCCCAGGCCAGCGAGGGAGACCUGCAGCUGUCGUGGGGCUUUGACGCCGACCGCAUCGUCAUGGAGGUCCGGGUUCGCACCCUCGGCUGGGUGGCCGUGGGCUUCAGCCCCACGGGGAGCAUGGCGGGCUCGGACGUGGCGCUGGGAUGGGUGGACGGCACGGGGGCUGCCCACUUCAUGGACGGCCACGUGAUUGACCGCGAGGUGCUGCGCGAUGGAAGCCAGGACUACUCGGCCGUGUGGCUCCGGGAGAACGGCACGCACACACACAUGCGGCUGCAGCGGCCCCUCAGGACGUGCGACUCGCACGACAUGGAGCUCAACGAGGACACGAUCCGCGUGGUCUGGGCCUACGGAGCGAAGGACCCGGCGAGCGAGGCCGACAUUCCGUACCACGGCCCGACCACUCGGGGCUCCAUGAGCGUCCAGCUGCUGGGGCACGGACCGCCGUCCGAGCAGCCGCUCCCCUCCAACCACGCCCACUUCGACGUCAAUUACGACAAGUUCGAGAUCCCAGCGCAGUCGACCUUUUACCAGUGUGAGAUCUUCCCGGUGCCGAAACUCGACCGCAAGCAUCACCUGAUCAAGGUGGUGCCGCGGCUGCAGGCCAACAACGAGGCCUUUGUGCACCACAUCCUGCUGUACACGUGUUCGGCGAGCGUGAACGCGUCCCACGUUGGAGCCAGCCACGAGUGCAACCACCCCAACAUGCCCGACUCCUUCACCCACUGCUUCGGCGGCAUCAUGGCCGGCUGGGCCGUGGGCGGCGGCGUGAGUGGGCCUUCGAUUGCUCAGCUCAUGCAUGAUAUUUUCUCCUUUUUUAUCGAUCGCGGUAACAAAAAACUUAUAAUUGUGGUUUCGCACGGGGUGACCUCAAUCAACAUUUGCGAGUGUGCUCAGCGUCGCGCCGUCACGCGUGUUCCUGUGCAGACGUUCGACUACCCCCCUGAGGCGGGCUUCUCCCUGGGCGCGCAAGGGGACCCCCAGUUCGUGAUGCUGGAGACCCACUACGACAACCCAGCCCAGCUAGCAGGUGAGGGGGGCCGAGGGUUAAAGACUUACAGAUUUCCCAGAACACCAGACACCAGUUACGUCGACAAGAGGACUGCUCCUGGGCAGAAACCAGGACGGUGUGGCAACCAUGGCCCAUAUCUAACCCAUCCCCCCGGCGCUGCACCUGCGUCCCGUGCGCAUCAAACAAAACCAGGCGUGGCGGACAGCUCGGGCCUGCGCUUCUACAUCACGCCCGAGCUGCGUGCGUACGACUCGGGGAUGCUGGAGGUGGGAGUCAACCCGCAACCCACCCACUUCAUCCCCCCCAUGACGCCCUCCUUCAUGAGCUACGCCGUCUGCCCCACGCUGGGCUUCUCCACUCUGGGUCCGCACGGCGACGCGCUCCGCGGCUCCCUGCCUCGCCCGGCGGGAGUCGAGCCGGGCAGAUCGGCUCGGCAGAGCGGAGAGAUCCAGGUCUUUGCCACGAUCUUGCACGCACACCUGCUGGGAGCGGCGAUGCAGGUGCGGCACUUCAGGCAAGGCAAGCAGAUCGGCCACCUCGGCAGGGACAUGGGGUACGACUUCAACUACCAAGAGGCCCGCUAUCUGAAGGAGCUCACCGCCGUCCUGCCCGGUGAUGAACUUAUAACGGAGUGCACCUACAGAAGCACAAGCCGCUCACACACCACCACGGUGCGUGCUCUCACCACCACCACCACCACGGUCUCCUCUCUGACCACAAGUCUCACCAACAGCAACAACGUCAGGACUAAGAGUAGUAUUAACAAAACCGGGUAUAGGGUGGAUUGUUACAUUGUAGGAGAUGGUACAUGUGGGGUGUACGUUGAACUUAUUCCGCACGGUCGUAGUGUAGCCAAACGCGCUAAUCGGAGGUGCCGGGGGAAGGACAACAAAGGGGUGGAAAGCGUCGUGGCAUCGACAGAUUUGGCGACGACGUCUCCCUCUGCGAUCGUCUCGGCCCCCUCUCUCUCUCCCUCUCGCGUUGCCUCCUUCCCACAGGGUGGCCUCUCCACGCAGGACGAGAUGUGCAUCGCCUUCCUCUACUACUACCCACGGGUGAACGUCUCCCGGUGCCUCAGCCUCUACGACAUGGCCGCCGUGGCCCCCUCGCUGGGAUUCACCGUGACCCCCGAGUUCCCUUACACGGUGCUCAGCCCCCCCGAGGCGCAGGGCGUCCCCGUCUUCCUGCUCUACGACCGAGUCAACUGGACCGAAUCCACGGUGCGCGGCGCGGAGGCGGCCGCCCGAGACAUGGAGCAUCUCGCGAUCCACGUGGGAGAGCACAGCUCCAGUGCCUUUCUGGCACAGCACGUUCCCAAGAUCCCCAAGGAUCCCGAAGCACCGCCCUGCGUCCCGAGGGAGCCGCCACCAAACGCAGGGGCCCGGCCGUCACGUGUGCCGGCUCUUCUGGCUGUGCCACUCGCCCUCGUGGCGUUCACGUGAGCGCCGCCAACCAGUUCGGACGUCACUCAUGCUCGCAAUUUGCCGGGAAUCGAACCCAGGCUUCUGAGUUUUGCAGAGCAGCAUGCGGACCGUUACACCGACACUCCACCCACGCACACACACACACACGUGCGAUGACAAAGAAGCCCCGUGCGGCCCAUGCUGACGCGUGGGGCAGUAAGUGCUAUAUCAUGGGACCUUUUUGGCAAUUGAGUUUUUCAGCAAAACCAUGAGAAUUGUUGAAAAGCGAGUGAAAUAUCUACGGGACUUUUGUUGCCAGUAUGAAAGUAUGAAAAACAGGAAUAGGUUUUACGCUUUUCUGGCAAUAAAAAGCAGUUGUGUUAAGAUGUUCAAACACCAAAUAUAUACCUUUUGCCAGGAAUCCAGUUUGCAUUAACCACAGGUACUUGUGACAAACAUGCAAACAAACAUGCUCUGAUAAUAUGAUCCUCAUGGCGGUUACCCCGGGGUAACAAAUAAUACAAAAUGGCCGAGGCAAUUAAAUAUUUUCUUUCUAGGACACUAUUUUUUUUCAAGGGGUGUACUUUAACUCCGCGACUGGCAUACCAAUCAAUCCGAAAAUCAGUGCUACUCCGCGAUGUCGAAACGCCAAACCAUAGCAUAAAAAAUCCGUUAUCGCAUCACGGAUAUUACGUGAGAGCCGGGGUACUAUGGUAACCCGGGUUACCGCCAUAAGGUUCAUAGAUGGCAUUGUCUUUGAAACUGAUUGGCCUACACCAGAGACAGGCUUCUUUAUGGCCUAGUACCAUCAGUGUCAGAUCAGAGAACGCCAAAAGGCGAACAGCACAAAUGCAAUGCAAGUAUCAGACCAAUUAUAGCUCAGGUUGAGCAGCUGUACGAUGGGAUACCUUUAUUUGCCAGGUAUUUAUUUGGUGUUUGAACGUCUUAAUGCCUGUUUUAUUGCAAGAAAGGGUUAAUCCUAUUCUUAUUUUUCAUACUGUAGCAAGUGCUGUUAGUGAGCCCCUAUUAAGACCCGAACGGCAGAACGAGGGCUGUCGUCAUCCUCCCAUUGUUGAUGCUUUACACACCGCACCUGGUACUCAAUCAAGGAAAGCCACAGUGCUGGUUCAGCUCUUCAGCACUGACGUUGGCCAAGGGUGGGAACCAAAUUCAAGUCACUCGGUCCAUAGUGUCGUGUGUGAAAUACCACGUCACCAAUACCAAUACCCGCCAUUCGCCACUAAGUGAUGACGACGUCACCACGGCGUCUGUGCCGGGCCAGGUGCACUUUGAGGCCAUGUCAAGUGUCGAAGGCUCGCUGACAGGAGGUCAGAGACAGACCCCAGGUGCCAUGGGUUGACUGACUGAGAUGACUGGCAGAUGCGCCACCAGCUUGUACCCCUUACUGUGCGAACUUGCUGUAUUUUAGCCACCUGGUGCUUCGCUUGUUGCGAGCGGCUCUACUGCACUCUGUUGUUGCUGGAGGGCGACUCUCUCCAAUUGACCAGUAGCGUCCUUCACGAGCCUUCUCCAUAGAGGCCGAUCUUGAGACCGCUGGCGCUUUGCCUCCACCCUCCCACAUACACACUUGUGGAUAGAGAGGUCCGGUGAGGCAAAUAUCAGAAUAGUUGUUUGUGAUUUCUCCUUCCACACUUUCGCUUAGCCCAGUACCAAGACUUAAAAAAAUCUGUUUGACACGCGACAAAAAACCGCACUCUUCGCUGGGCACACAGACGCCGUGCCCCUCGCGUGGACAAAAUAUUUUACACUGAAGUGACCUCAGCCAAAGUUCCGUAGCAUCUUCCGGGGCCGAUUCUUCGACACAGGGUGACGCACCGCUCGCUUGCAGAGUUCCUGACUGAAAAUGUUCCGUCUCGUGACAUGACGAUUGAAAGAUAAAGGGAUGAUUUUAAAUCGCUCUUCUUUUUACUUAAUUGCACUGAAGUCUAAUAAUGACAAUAAAAAAAACCCGUUGAUUUUCAUUUGACGUGCGGUGAAAAUGUUUCACUGGUCGUUAAAAGCAGUGUGGCUAUGGAGUUGCCAUCUGUCCUGGUUUUCCCCAGAUAUUGUGAGAUAGACUUCUUCCCAAGACCUGGUCUUCUUCACUACCUCAGAGGUGGCAACUCUCGGUGUGGCUUGGGUGUGAAUAAAGCAACUGAUUAAAGCGACCUUCGCAUGUGUUACGUGGAUGUUUUAUUUGUGGCCUUUCUGCCACGGUGGGUGGUGCACUGCUCGAUGUGAGAGAUUAAAAUAAAUAAGCAGAUGGGAUGACACCACGCUACAGGUAUAGCAAGGGGGCGCGUUGUCUCCGAAGUGAUGUCAUAAGAGAGUGACAUUUCAGGAAUUGGCCCUGUUUCUGCUGCGCUACAGAAGAGCCUAUUGCCGCACGAUACGUCACCCUGUCAUGAAUGUCUCUCUGUUACAGGGCGCUGGUUCAGGGAGGAGAGUGGUGAAUUUGUUGUUGAUUGAGUGGCCCGGUGGUGUUCGGCCUUGACUUUGCAUGCAUCCCACAAUUCCAUUCAACUGAACGAUGGGUUGGACCUUGACUUUACAUGCAUGCCACAAUUCCAUCCAGCUGGACAAAGGGUCGGUCCUUAACUUUGCAUGCAUCCCACAAUUCCAUUCAGCUGGACAAUGGGUUGGACCUUGACUUUACAUGUAUCCCACAAUUCCGCCCAGCUGGACAAUGAGUUGGUGGUGCCAGGUGCUGUGGGUAUCCACCGCUGUUUUCCAGAACGGCCGGCGUAACCGUGAGCGCGCCCACAGUGAGAUUGUUCAGGGUCCACGUGGAUCAGAGAUCGGAGUUGCUUGGGAUAUAGUUUUUUCUCUCGCGUAGCGCGGUGGCGUCUCUGCGGGUGGCGGGCGGGAUGGCGUGGGGACAGCGCCGGGACCCUCCCGUUUGGAGUGGACUUCAGCAUCCCCCGACACCACCGUCCUCACGACGGCGUUCCGCUGUGGGUCUACAAUCUUUGCGUGGCGCUGCUGGGCCAGGGGGAAGAGCGACGCUCUGCAGAAGAGCGGACAAGCGCCACUUUUGGGCUGCGCGAGUGUUCGAGGCGUGCCCCCCCCUCCCCCGCACCUCCGAUUAGCACGGUUCGCUAUGUACGGUGCGACAAAAAUUCAACGUAAUGCGCAAAUUCAAGUUACUCACUCUUACUCGACAGUUACUGCGCGUGUCCCUGACUGUGACGUGCGUACAUCCUCGACCCGCAAGUGCACCCACGUGCUGUAGGUGUCUCUUGAACACGCAGGCUUCGCAAAUGUCGUGGGUUUACUCUCCAGCACACAAUCGGUGUGCUGAAUGAAUAACUCAUUGGCACGUUUUAUUUACGUGACAGACCUUACUAAUUGGCUGUGUCGGGUGGUGGUGGUGGGUUUUACGACACAUUUAUACUUACGCGAUAUAACCCAAAAACACCUUUAUUGUGGACAUAGGUGUCUCUAUACGGUACACAUAGCAUGCCUUCCUGCACACGUGGUAGCAGUUAUCAGCAUGCACGGAUGCUCCUCCAGCAGAGUAUGACCCCUCAUCAUUCUUUGCAAAGCGAUUUCCUGCUGCUCCCAAUGAGCAGCGAUAUAUUGGUGUUCACCUCCCGUUUACUACGUGCCUGCAGAGUGGUGGACAUUCCACAUUCCCAAUGCAGUGGCCCAGUCUCUCCAGAGGACACAUUUAACGACGCAAUUAUAUAUUGACGCGACCUAACGCCAACAACCUGUAUUAUGCCCCCACAAAGGCAUCCUCAUUUUGAUCGAUCCCAGCGGGAUGACGAUGGGCCGCGUUAACUUCGCGGCCUUCCGAUUGCUGCGAGGGGCUCGCCGGACCACUGAGCGCUCCUGGCUAACUAAAGUCACCGUCGUUGGUCAGACGUUAGGUAACGUCAAAAGGCCAUGCACAGAUGGAUA